UUCACUCCUCAACUGUUGUUUGUCAACACUCACAAAUACAAAGACACGAAAAACUGUUCAAAAUUAAAUUCAACGGUAUUCAACAUCAAGCCAGAUGUCUGUGUGUAUCCUGAUGGAUGUGAACCUUCAUCUCCCAACUGCAAUGUUUCUACCACAGAAAUCAUCAUAGAAUUCAAAUGGUCACCCUCACAUGAUGCAUUCCAUCACUCUGGAGCUGGUAGCCUUGUGUCCCAGAUGGAGAAGGGUAUGAACACCCUGGGACAAAUAAUGAGUUAUACUGCAGCUCAGCUCAGCACCCAGUUCCAUACCCACAUAUUCUCUGUCCUAAUCAUGCAUAAUCACGCUUGGAUCAUCAGAUGGGAUAGGGAGGGGGCUAUCAUCAGCAGUGCCAUCAACUACAAUAACAAGCCAGACUUGGCUGACUUCUUCUAUCAUUAC
Messenger RNA from Suillus subaureus, 438 nucleotides. RefSeq lists its product as uncharacterized. The record is from RefSeq and is a predicted model, not a curated record. The annotation marks the transcript as partial. The transcript has a single exon. Lineage: Eukaryota; Fungi; Basidiomycota; Agaricomycetes; Boletales; Suillaceae.